Anopheles funestus (African malaria mosquito) is the source of this 8568-nucleotide messenger RNA. RefSeq names its product chromatin-remodeling ATPase INO80-like. The transcript is spliced from 24 exons. Gene Ontology annotation, biological process: DNA repair; chromatin remodeling; DNA-templated transcription. Bases 241 to 8280 code for a protein of 2679 amino acids. Gene Ontology annotation, molecular function: G protein-coupled receptor activity; ATP binding; ATP-dependent chromatin remodeler activity. The record is from RefSeq and is a predicted model, not a curated record. Gene Ontology annotation, cellular component: membrane; nucleus; Ino80 complex. NCBI's taxonomy places the organism in Eukaryota, Metazoa, Arthropoda, Insecta, Diptera, Culicidae.
GCGAUGCCUGCGUUUCGCGCUUCCCCUUUCAACCCGUUGUCUUGAAAAAAACAACCCAAAGCAAAGCUAAAAAUGACGGCAAAACAUUUUACUCGGUAACACACGCUUUCUGUACGAGGGGUACGUUUUCGCAGCCGCAAUCCGGUCGAUAAAGCGCACCUCGCGUACAACUACUGGUGAUUUUCGGUACGAAUCAGUCAUCAUUCCGGCAACUAUAAUCGUAACGCAGUGAAUGAAAAAAUGGCCCAAAAGGAAUCGCCCCCAGCCGGCGACGGCGAUACUAGUGCGAUGGUUUGUAGUAACAACACGAAAAAGUCUCUACACACCCAGCGAAUGCUGUCGGCGUUCGGUAUGGUGGGGUUUGUGAAGCAAGCCCAACGGCUCAGCGCUGCCGUGGCAUCGGAAUCCUCCAGCGACGAUGAACAACAACAAUAUUCCGGCUCAUCGGACGAAUCGGAAGAGUUUGGCAGCAAGUUCUAUCACCAAGCUGCAGCUCGCUCCUAUCGGGAACGGAUGUUUGACUUCAGUACCGUCGGGUCCGAGCGGAUGUGGUUGAAAAAUUUACUACUCUCCGAAACGGACACCGAAAGCGAGAUCUCGGACGUGGAAGAGUACAUCCAGCAAAUGCUGAGGGACCAUAUACGAGAGAAAAAGAUUCGAGAAAAAUACAACGAUUCUCCAAAAAACUCGCAGUACGGUUAUUAUAGUGCCGGCUUGCUAUCGGAUAACGAUCUGUUCCCCGAACAUCGGCGUUCCGCGGCUGGGAAGCGAAAGUGUAAAAUUGAUCAUGGCACUGGUAAAACGAAAGGUGUCAGGAAAAGGAUGAAACAUGCCAAAAAGCGAAGCGGUGUCGAGGGCAACAGCUACUCCGCCGAUGGUAGCAGUUCUUCAAUGCGUGGCCCAAUGUUUGGAGACAAGAAGAGCCAAAAAAUGUUGCACCUGCAACGUGGUCGGCCGCUAUCAUCGAAGCAUUCUGAAGGCGAUGGUUUUGAUCACCUGCCCGACCAGGACGGUUCGUCGAUAGGAGGCAAACGUGGACGUAAAAUGCGUCUGAAAACACCGGAAGCAUUAAACAUUCGCCGACGCAAGAUGUGGCAACUUAUGGCCAAAAAGGAGGUUGGCAAAUUGCAACGCGCCAAGGCAAACAACCACAAAGACACCAUCACCAACUGUCGCCGUGUAGCGGCACUUUGCAUGCGAGUCGCCCGCCAAAAGGCAAUGCAGUCCCAGAAGCUGAUGAAGGACACGGUGUGGCGGGCGAAACGAUUAACGCGCGAAAUGCAGGUAUACUGGAAGCGGUACGAUAAGGUCGAACGGGAAACCAAGCGCCGCAUGGAGCGGGAAGCCGAAGAACAGCGAAAGAUCGAUGUGGAGAUCGUAGAAGCUAAGCGACAGCAACGGAAGCUUAACUUUCUCAUCACACAAACGGAACUGUACGCACAUUUCAUGUCGCGCAAGCUGGGAAACGUGUCGGCAGAGGAACAGCUUAAGAUUCUGUCGCAGCUGGACGAGGAAAGCAACCCGCGGCUGGCUGCCGUCGACAAUUACGAUUGUGAGCGCAUGAAACAGUUGGCUCAGAAGAAUGCAACAGAAGCGUUCCGAAGUGAGCGGGCACGAACAAAUCAGUUCGAUGUGGUACAACACACGGAUUCGGGGUCACCACCGUCUAUUGAAUCAGUUGCUGCAUUGUUGGAAGAGCCAAAGGUUAACGUUACGGAUGAAGCUGCGGUAAUCAAAGUCGAACCGAGCGCUGGAAUCGCUGAACUACCGCAGCCUUCAAUGUUCCGCGGACGGUUGAAGGGCUACCAGCUGAAGGGAGUGGCGUGGCUUGCGAAUUUAUACGACCAAGGCAUCAGUGGCAUACUCGCCGACGAGAUGGGACUUGGCAAAACAGUUCAAUCGAUUGCGUUUCUUUGUCACAUUGCCGAACAUUACGGCGUUUGGGGACCAUUUUUAGUAAUUUCGCCUGCUUCCACGCUACAUAAUUGGCAGCAGGAAAUGGAGCGGUUCGUCCCAGAGUUCAACGUCGUACCAUACUGGGGAUCGCCGAACGAGCGAAAAAUUCUACGCCAGUUCUGGGAACAGAAGCAUCUGCACACGAAGGACGCCAGCUUUCACGUGGUCAUCACCAGCUACCAGCUGGUAGUGACCGACUACAAGUACUUCAACCGCAUCAAGUGGCAGUACAUGGUGCUCGAUGAGGCGCAGGCAAUAAAAAGCUCUAGCUCAAUGCGUUGGAAGCUGCUGCUCGGGUUUAACUGCCGUAACCGGCUGCUACUGAGCGGUACGCCGAUACAGAACAGCAUGGCUGAGCUGUGGGCACUGUUGCAUUUCAUUAUGCCGACACUGUUCGAUUCCCACGAAGAAUUUAACGAAUGGUUUUCGAAAGAUAUCGAAAGCCAUGCGGAGAACAAAACGGGUAUAGACGAAAAGCAAAUAUCAAGGCUGCACAUGAUCUUGAAACCGUUCAUGUUGCGACGCAUUAAAAAAGACGUCGAAAAUGAACUGUCGGAUAAGAUCGAGAUCAUGGUUUAUUGUCCGCUGACGACACGCCAGAAGCUACUGUACGUGGCGCUAAAAAAGGAAAUUUGCAUCGAAGAUCUGUUGCAUCUGACCACGGUUGGUGGUGGUGGCAGCGGUGAUGGGCAGUCCAUCGAUCGUAACUUUACCUCGAAUCUGAUGAACCUUGUAAUGCAAUUUCGCAAAGUGUGCAAUCAUCCGGAGCUGUUUGAGCGGCGCGAUGUGCGUAGUCCAUUUUGUAUGAAAUGGAGCUACGAACUGUCCGAGCGGCCCAUAUUUCGAAGGCAACUUUUAAUGGAAUACACCGUACCGAGCAAGCGCCAUUGGCUGCACAACAAAUGCUACCUAUUCAAUGCCAUGCUCGUACAAAGUCGCAUGAUGGGUGCAGAUAUCAGCACAUCCCGUGUACCUGUUGAAAAAAGCCGAUCAAAGACGAGACGAACGUUCGCGAAGGCAACGCAUUAUGACGAUUGGUGCGCACCGUUCAGUUGUGCUAGGCUAGCAGGAGGUUUAUCGCCAAAGCAAAUAGAACAACUUGCACGAAGAAACGUGUCCUGGCUGAUAUAUCAACUGAUCGAGGAGUGGGUACAUUGGAUAAUGGUGUUGCAUUUCCGUUGGGUUUGGAGAGAAAAAGAUCAAUCAUGCUCGUGGUCAGAUCCGCGCUACAUGCUACUGGAACCAUCGGCUGAACGAUGGACGACACGUUGCUUCCCUUGGACAACGAUGGAACAGUUACUAUUCACCCGUACUAUUCACACUGCAUCCAUUCCGGUUUACACCCAUCACGAUCAUGUGCUGCAUUUCACGUCGGAAACGCUGGAUCAUCGCAUAAUGCGCAGCCGAAAGCAACAAAUUGCGGGACAACCGUUGAAUUUACUGCCCGAGGUGCCGUACGUUCCAAGUCGGCGACCAUCCACCGUAAUGUCCAACGAACCGACAGCAAUGCCGAAGUUUCUCUGUCGGCACUAUACCAAGGUGCUCAACACUGCCGGCUGCACUGGGUCAGCGUUACGGGCGAUACACGCGCAUCGUUUGCCGCACUCCAAUGGGCGAUGGAAUGAUAAUGAAACUUUAGCGGUAGCGCAACGACACCUUGGCGUACAUGUCCAUGCAUCGUAUCCACCGCACGGAUGGUCAAACAUUAUCAUUCCCGACAAACAGACGCUCGUGUCCGAUGCAGGCAAGCUUUCAGUGUUGGAUUCCUUGUUGGCACGCCUGAAGGAACAAGGACAUCGUGUGCUUAUAUACUCACAGAUGACGAAAAUGAUCGAUUUGCUAGAGGAAUACAUGUGGCACAGAAAACAUCGGUAUAUGCGGUUAGAUGGUUCGAGCAAGAUUUCCGAGCGACGAGACAUGGUCGCCGACUUUCAGAAUCGGGCCGACAUUUUUGUCUUUCUGCUUUCGACGCGCGCCGGUGGUUUAGGCAUCAAUUUAACCGCAGCAGAUACUGUGAUUUUCUACGACUCCGAUUGGAAUCCAACAGUCGAUCAACAAGCGAUGGAUCGAGCCCAUCGAUUGGGCCAGACAAAGCAGGUGACUGUCUAUCGGCUCAUCUGCAAGGGCACGAUAGAGGAAAGGAUAUUGCAACGUGCACGUGAAAAAAGUGAAAUUCAACGAAUGGUUAUCAACGGGGAUAAUUUUAAACCAGAUACGCUCAAACCAAAAGAAGUUGUUUCUCUAUUGCUUGACGAUGAAGAAAUCGAAUUGAAAUAUCGUCAAAAAACGGAGGAACGCCGGUUAAUGGAGGACCCUGUAGCGAAAUCGUCCAAAGACCGGGAUCGCAAACAGAAACAACCACCCGCAAAGGACACGGUGGCGAAAGAUCGCAGACGAACGAUGGAACCAGGUGCAUCGUGCGAUGAGCCGUGUGGUUUCGGUGAUUCCGCUGCACCAAGUCCCGCACAAAGCGAACGUUCGAAUCUCAGCGAUAAUACGAACAAAGCUUUAGAUGCGCUGGACGAUUCAAGCAAUGAAGCAUCUUCCAUGUCAUUUGACAUGCACCGUGAACAUCGGGAAAGUAAAGCUCGAUCAGUCACACGUGGCUCCACCAAGCGAGGAAGACCACGUGGUUCUAGGAGAGGCGGUAGUACAGGUAGUACAAGACCCGUACCAAUGGAACAACAAGGCGUUUUGGAUAAAGACAGUAGUGUUUCGGGUUCAACGAUGCCUGCCGUACCAUUGGCCGCACCCGUUGCUACCGUUGCACAGGUGAGGCGUGGUCCAGGACGACCACGAUUAAAAACAAACGGACCAAGCAAUCAGGGUACACGGGGACCACAUGUACGGCAGACGAUUCGGAUACGAAAACCAAUCGGUCCGCUAGUGGUACCGCUGGGUGGACAAACAGCAACGGGUGGUGGAGCUAACCGGGUGCUAUCGUCAUCCAGCACAACGACGAAAUCUGCCCCUCCGCCGUCCAAUUCUUCCUACCCUUAUGCAGCUUCAUCGCAGCAGUCACCAUUCAAUGCAGCAGCGGCAGCCAAACCGUCGGCACGGUCGAGUAGUACUGUAAAUUCCGCCCGGAAAACCACCCAAUCCGUUCCUUCCAUGGACAAUCCGACAAAUCGACAGCAAUCGCUACCACCGAUGGAGAACGAUAGUGGUACAGAGAUUCCCGUAGUAAAAAUUUCAACUAAAACAAUAGCAAUGUUUGGCAAAACAGCACUUAAAAUGACCAACAAGUUGUGUCUCGUCGGCACGAUUAUAAUCAUUUGCUUUAUUGAGCUGAUCGUAUCGCGGGACGUGUACGAUCACUACGAGCACAACUUACUGCGACGCGGUCACCGGGGCUUUCAUCAACAGCAGCAGCAGCAGCAGCAGCAGGAGCAGCACCAUCAGUACAACAAUAUUAAUCAUAACAGCAAGCACCAUGGCAAUAGCAAUUACCACCAAACUUACUGCGAUCGGCAGGUGAAGUUUUACGAAAAAUCACACCAUAACAAACAUACCGGCCAUCAUCAGCCACGCGUGGAAACGAUCGCGAUGAAGCACAAGCGUCACUACGGCAGCCAACAUCAGCGAAACAAUUCCUUCUCGUCCAUGCACGGGCAUCCCGGUUGGAUGGAUGCAUCUUCCGACGGUCACGAACAAACGCUCGUAAUGCUCCAGGACGAUGAGGGUGGUGCCGCCGCGGGCCUGAAGCAACCGAAACACGGCAUCUCGGUGUGGCCCGUCAAGCGGGAAGCGGUCGUUGAGGGUGAUCUCAUACUCGGCGGACUGAUGAUGGUCCAUUCGCGGGAAGAUUCCGUUACGUGUGGUCCGAUCAUGCCACAGGGUGGCAUCCAGGCGCUGGAAACGAUGCUCUACACGCUGGACAAGAUAAACGAGCAGGGCCUGGUACCGAACGUUACGAUCGGGGCACACAUCCUGGACGAUUGUGACAAGGAUACGUACGGGCUGGAGAUGGCGGUCGAUUUUAUCAAGGGCUCCAUUAGCAAUAUAGAUGAUAUCAACGAUUACGAUAACUGCAGCAAAGGGCACAAGAAGAAAAUUAUUUCCGGCGUUGUGGGAGCCGCUUCGUCCGUAACAUCAAUACAGGUAGCGAAUUUGCUGCGAUUAUUUAAAAUACCUCAGGUUUCCUUUUUUUCUACAAGUCCAGAGCUGAGCAAUAAACAACGAUUCGAAUACUUUUCACGUACUAUUCCAUCGGAUCAUUAUCAGGUGAAGGCUAUAGUGGACAUAGUCCAGAAGUUGGGUUGGAGCUACAUUUCCAUUAUUUACGAAGAGAGUAACUAUGGCAUUAAGGCAUUCGAAGAGUUAGACGAUUUGCUAUCUAAGCAUAGCAUUUGCAUAGCUGUUAAGGAGAAACUAGUAAAAGAUUCUGGCGUUGCUGAAACGAUAGCAUAUGAUAACAUAGUACUAAAACUGUUAACCAAGCCACGCGCUAAAGGUGUUAUUAUAUUUGGAUCGGACCAAGAGGUGGCCGAAGUGAUGAAGGCAGUCCGUCGGCAAAAUGUUACAGGGGUAUUUUCAUGGAUCGGAUCCGAUGGGUGGAGCGCUCGCAAUUUAGUGUCGGAUGGUAACGAGGCCGAGGUGGAAGGUACACUGUCCGUUCAACCGCAGGCAAACCCAGUGAUUGGAUUCGAAGACUAUUUUCUCAACCUGACCGUUAUUAACAAUAAGCGUAAUCCUUGGUUUGUAGAGUUUUGGGAAAACAAUUUCCAAUGUAAAUAUCCACAUUCACCGUACACCCCGUACAAUAAGGACUAUAAGAAUGUGUGCUCGCCCACAGAGAAGCUCGCGAAAGGUGAUCUCGACUUUGAAGAUCAGUUGCAGUUUGUAAGCGAUGCGGUGAUGGCUUUUGGUUAUGCAUUCAAAAACAUGCAUCAGGAACUAUGUCGAGGUAAACCGGGUCUUUGCGAUGCGAUGAACCCGACCAAGGGUUCGGAGCUGUUGAAGUACCUACGGAAAGCGGAUUUUAUCGGGCUUAGCGGCGAUAGGUUCAAUUUCGAUGUGAACGGCGACGGACCAGCACGGUACAACAUUAUCCACUUCAAGCAGGUAGCACCGGAACGGUACAAAUGGAUAAAGGUUGGCGAAUACUAUCAGGGCGAGUUGCGUUUAAAUAUGCAAGAUAUUCAAUUUCGCACCAAAGAUUCAAUGCCACCUGAAUCGGUAUGCAGCAGACCAUGCGAACGCGGUCAGGCGAAAAAGUACGUCGAAGGUGAAGGAUGCUGUUGGCAUUGUUUUAACUGCACACAAUAUCAGAUACGAAGUCCAAAUGAUGAAACACACUGUGUGAACUGUCCAAGGGGAACGCUACCAGACGUGUACCAUGAAGAAUGUCAACAAAUUCCCGAAUCCUACCUACGGCCGGAAUCAUUCCUCGCUAUUGGCGCAAUGACGUUCAGCUCGUUUGGCAUAUUGAUUACAUUUUUCGUUAUCGGUGUAUUUUUGAAACAUAACGAUACACCGAUCGUUAGAGCAUCCGGACGGGAGCUGAGUUAUGUGCUGCUUAGUGGUAUACUGCUCUGCUUCGGUGUUACCUACACAUUGGUUAUCAAACCAAACGAUAUAGUUUGUGGAGUGCAAAGAUUUUGGUCCGGCUUUUCGUUUACCGUUGUGUAUGCAGCAUUGCUAACCAAAACUAAUCGUAUCGCGCGCAUCUUCAAUGCGAGUACUAAAUCAGCAAAACGUCCGUCUUUCAUAAGUCCGCAUUCUCAGCUGGUCAUUUGCGGCAUACUGGUAUCCUUCCAGAUUUUAAUCAAUGCAGUAUGGAUGAUAGUGUCGCCGGCACAUGCGAUGCACUACUAUCCCACACGGGAAGAUAACCUACUGGUUUGCAACUCCUAUACCGAUGCAUCGUACAUGAUUGCAUUCUUUUAUCCUAUUUUUCUGAUAGUCAUUUGUACCGUAUACGCCGUGCUGACACGGAAGACACCCGAAGCUUUUAACGAAUCUAAGUAUAUUGGUUUUACAAUGUAUACAACUUGCGUUAUUUGGCUUGCAUUUAUACCACUGUACUUUGGUACGGCCAAUAAUGUUCAACUUAGAAUAUUUACAAUGUCCAUGACGAUUAGCCUGUCGGCCACUGUGACGCUGGUAUGCUUAUUCUCACCAAAGCUUUACAUCAUAUUGAUUCGUCCGGAACGAAACAUACGACAAAGUAUGAUGCCCAUCCGAUAUAGCACAAUAAACAAAACGACCGGUUCGGCACAAUCCUCCGUCAUGGCGGCAGUCAUCGUAACGGCGGCCACGUGCAACGAAAACGAGAAGGUUAUCAAGAGCGCAUCGAACGAAAACAUUCCGGCUGCGUACUGAUACACAAACAAGGUGAAGCUAAAAAGGGUAGGCAACGCUUCAAAACCACACAACACAACAACAGCUAAAAAUGCAUCAUGAGCUCCUAUGGUGGCCGCUAUUGAAGUUAGUUUUUAACGACCAAUCAAUUUUGUGUGCGAUGUGAGGGACGAAUAGUUCGGUUUUAAUUUUGUAGUCAUGUUUGGAACUCAGUUCGCAUUGCGUGUUAAAUGAGAGCAUUUACGAGAGAUUUGAAGGACAGUGGCAGAGAAAUAAUGAAAACAAAUAUAUAUAUAGUAUCCGUUCAAA